AUGAAGAGAGAGAAGCUCUGGAGAGGGAAAGAGGGAAAAGGAACUAGGGCACAAUUGGAACUCAAAAAUUUGGGGAUCUGGAAGAUUAGAAAGAGAAAAAGGCAUCGGAAGGAGGAGGAAAUCCAUUGUUCACUAGAAUUGGCCGGGUAUCUCAACAGACUUCGUCUCUGUCAGUGCGGGCGUGGCAUACUUAGGGACUCGCAAUCAGACAAGAAACACUCAAUGAAUCUUGGCUGGAAAUACAUGAUCCUUCCUUGGAAAGGUGAGGAAGCUUUCCAAGAGUUGGAGGUGAAAAGCUCGAUGGCGUCGUUUGAUCCUCUCGAGAGUGCACCGGAUGGCCAUGAUUGGGGAAGGGAUCUAAUCUACUGUUUUUAUGCUAUUUUAAAAUAA
This is a messenger RNA of Prunus armeniaca (apricot), 390 nucleotides long. The record is from the annotation of a GenBank genome assembly. Lineage: Eukaryota; Viridiplantae; Streptophyta; Magnoliopsida; Rosales; Rosaceae.